This is a messenger RNA of Trichomonas vaginalis G3, 1245 nucleotides long. RefSeq lists its product as uncharacterized. The coding region runs from base 1 to 1245 and encodes 414 amino acids. The transcript has a single exon. Lineage: Eukaryota; Parabasalia; Trichomonadida; Trichomonadidae. The record is from RefSeq and is a predicted model, not a curated record.
AUGUUUCCAGCAAUAAGAUUAACACCAUUCGAUGAAGCACUCAGACCAUCAUUUCUUGAUACCAAAGAGAUUCAUGUGUGCAUAUCUAAUCUAGGAUACUAUUAUUCCAUUGGACUUUAUAAUCAAAUGAAUGAAUUGCAUAACUUAUCAAAACUUAUGUUUAGCGAGCUGGAAAAGGAUUUCUUUGCACUCAAUGAUCGAAUUAAAGCCAUUUCAGAAAGAAUUAGUAAUUUCAAGAGGAAAGCUCAAACAAUAAUAGAACAUAAUCAAACACUAUCUCCUCAAGCAUUUGCUCAAAAUUCUUGCGUUCAAAACAAAAUGCCAAAUGAUACGAUAGUUCAAGAUGCAAGGCUUGACAAAGCUGAUGUUUUUGUGCAAAAACUAUUAGACAAAGCAUAUCCUCCACCUUCUCUCGAGAAGUUUCAAUGCGUUAUUCCGAAUUACAAAGAUUUAGAAAAACAAAUUUCAGAUCCUAAUCAAUUUGCAGAACAAUAUAAGCAAGAACUCCUUUCUAAGUAUAAAGAACUUGUUCAAAAUGCGCAAAGGAAAAAGAAGCCUCAUGUCACCUUUAAUGAAACAAAACAUGAUGAAAAAUCAAGAACAAUGUUGAAUGUUUACGUCCAAACGAUAUCUCCUCCAUCAGUCACGUUACUAAUACCUCCUCCACCUGGCCAAACUUCUGGAUGGAGAGAUUACGCAUUAAAAGAAAUGAAAGCUACACCAGCACAACAAGGUAAUGAGUCAGCAGCACAAUACAUUGCUCCUGCUCCAUCUGUUGCUCCUUCUGUAAGAGUAAUGAACAGAAAGCCACAAAAUACAAACAUUUCACCACAAAGACAAACAGCUGUUGAAAACUCUCAGCAAUUAUAUUCAAGAGAGACACAAAAUUAUACAGAACAAGCUCAAAUUUCUGCACCUCAGAAGCAAAUUGAAGAAAGCAAACCAUUACCUCCACCACCUCCUCCUGUUGCAGCUCCAAAUGUAGAACCACCUAAGCCUUCUGUUGCAGCUCCAGCCCAAGCACCUAAAGCUACUCUUGGACAUCUUGAUUUAAUCAAACAAGGAGGAUUUAAACUCAAGCCCGUCAAAAAAGAAGAAAAUAAGAGCGAAAUCAGAGAAGAUAUUGAUCCAAGCUUGCUUACCGUUGGUGAACUCCUUGCAAGAGUUGCAAAAAUCCGCGAAGAUACAAAGUUGUCGGAUGAUGAAGAUGAAGAAACAUCUAGCAAUACAUCAUACGAUUGGUGA